Molecule: messenger RNA, 1751 nt
Organism: Rhagoletis zephyria (snowberry fruit fly)
Lineage: Eukaryota; Metazoa; Arthropoda; Insecta; Diptera; Tephritidae
Source: RefSeq, a predicted model, not a curated record
UCCUAUACUUUGCCCAGUCGGUUCGCUUUCUGUUCCUGUAUGCUGUUAAAGGAGCAGGAUUAAAAUUGAGAUUGAAACUAAUGUAUAAAUUUUUGACGAUGAGUCCAGCUCACCGACAGAAAUACUCUUCGUAUUCUAGAGACUCGCUUUAUCAAGUCUUAACGAUAAGCAGGACUUAUCGUGAGAAGCGUAUCUGCGUAGAGAGGCUGACAGCGUAUUCCUAUACUUUGCCCAGUCGGUUCGCUUUCUGUUCCUGUAUGCUGUUAAAGGAGCAGGAUCAAAAUUGAGAUUGAAACUAAUGUAGAGGUGGUCAGAAAAAGAGUGUUCCUUGGACACCUGCCAGUCCCUUAUCCGAUCGGACAAACGCUCGACACAAGGGUGAUGUCCAGCACUUAGCUUCUAACAGAGGUCACAAAGGUGGCAUCGGCCCCACGGUUACAUACAGUAAGAUUAUAUAAAAGAAUAAAUGCCCCUAUUAUGAUUCACAAUGAUAGUUUAGUUGUAGUUGUCGAUUUCGUAUUACGAUUUACAACUCAACUCAACUUUCAAUCAGCUGUUCACUUAGUUGUCUUCGUUAAGUUGUUACCAGUAUUAUGGUUCAUAACCAAAUUAAAGUUUAGUUGUAUGAGCUGUCAAAGUGCGACAACUACUUUUUAUCAGUUGUGUUCUUGUUAGCAAGCGGUAAAAUGGAAAAAACAUUGAAAAUAUCAAACAAGCAACAAAUUGACAGCCUUGUCGAUUUAGUCGAAAAACAUCCCGACAUUGGAAGAGGGAAAGGCCAAUACGGAUCUAGUCGCCAAGAAACAAAAGAUACUUGGGUGCAGUUUGCAGUCGAGCUGAAUAGCCUUGGACCACCAUCAAGAACAGGUCCAGAAUGGCAACGGGUAUCGAUUCAUUAUAAAGCCAACCUGAAACGAAAGUUGGCGAAAAAUAAAGAAAACUUCCUGGCGACCCAAGAAGCCAAUUUGACUGCUAGUGAAGAAAGGGUGUGUGAGCUUACUCAAGUUAACUUAUCAAUUAAUCCCCCUGGGAGAGCGUUCGGGUUAGCUGUUGAUUUGACCGCAGAAGAAAAUGUAACUCCUCCAGCUACUGAUUCGCCGGUAGUAAUUGAAAAUGCCGUGCCAAACGAGACCCAAACGACUGAAGGCAAGCGAAGCCGAAAUUCAAUUACUCGAAGGGCAGGCAGGAACACAAACUCAGAUUCUGCGAACCCUCAAAAAAAUAGAAAGCACGCAGCAUAAAGUGUACCAGCUAAAGAAAGAAGAAGUGAAGUUGUUAAAGGAACGUGGAAAAGAAGCAAGUGUCCUUAGGAAGCUAAAGAUAGAAAUAGCUAAAGAAAAACUGAAAAGACUGAAGAAUUGAAUAUGGGUGAUAUCUAGCAUAUAUUAAGAAAUGGAAUUUUUUAUAGAAUGAAUUAUUAUGUUUUUUAAUGAAUUUAUUUUUUUUUUUCAAUGUAAAUAACCCUUUUUAUCACUUAAGAAACCAAGUUGAUUUUAUUAGUUACAUAAGUACCUCUUUACUUGAAAAAUGAAUUAUUUGUUACUUUUUGUGAAAUGAAUUAAUUUAUUAAUUUAAAAUGAAAUACAUGUGAGAUUUAUUGCAAUGAACGCAUUAUGUUGUUCCUUAUUCUUUCUCCUUCGACAUUCGAUGCGGAAUUAUUUUCCUCAGGUGUGGAUUCUUGUUGGUUAUCUGUGCUCAAAAUGGUAUCGGGAAAUUGAACUUUGAAAUGCUGUGAAAUGUUGUGUAAAGCA